AUGAUAUAUUUCACGAUGUUGGGAGCUGUUGAUGCAGCAGUGGGCCAUGUAAAGGGAUCUGUCACUUGGGAAGAAUGGGAGGAGCUUGUCUGGCUCUUUGAGCAGCUAUCUAUUGGAUCAAUACCACAGGAUGCCGACCAUGUCAAGGAGAGACCUACUAAUACCAUGGAUAUCGAUUUCGCUUUCGACAAAAUAUCCACGGCACCUCUCCGAACUCGCGCGUUGUCUAGGAAACCACCUUCUGUGCUCCACAACUUCAACCCAAAGCACUAA
Messenger RNA from Cadophora gregata, 273 nucleotides. RefSeq lists its product as uncharacterized. Bases 1 to 273 code for a protein of 90 amino acids. The record is from RefSeq and is a predicted model, not a curated record. Lineage: Eukaryota; Fungi; Ascomycota; Leotiomycetes; Helotiales; Ploettnerulaceae. The transcript has 2 exons.